AUGGAGCUCUCUCCUCGCCCUUCGCGGUCAUCUUCGUCGGCUUCGCGCAAGUCUGGCCUUACUCUUGACCUCUCCAACUUGCCACCCUUGACGCAACCCACACCGCCAUCGAACACUCUCCUCUUUACCGGCCUGAACAACACAGACAUCUUCCGACCAGACAACUUGGAGCGAAUCCGGGGACUGAUUGCCAUGACGGCGCCUAUCCAUGCCUUUGCGCCGCUCAAGUCUUUCCGUCGCAUUGUCAUCUCCUUCUUCGAUAUCGAUGCCGCCAUCGCCGUCCGUGGGGUCUGGGAUGGAGAAGCCAUCAUUGGCGAUCGCUGCCGAGUCUACUUUGGACAGCAGACAAAUGUCGAAGCCAAGGACGAGCAUUUAGCCCUCCCUGACGCUGGCAAGCUGUUCUUCAUCUCACCACCACCCAGCCCUCCUCACGGCUGGGAGGUUCGUCUUGAGGACGCCCCGAACAAGCUGGUUCAUGCUGAGGACUUGGCGGAAGCCCUCUCCAAGCUGCACAACACUCGUCCUGGAAUGGAGUCUCCCAUUAGCCCUGCGGACGGAUCUAUUUCUGGGGGACGCACUAGGAGUCGUAGCUCGACCCUCAUCUACCAUCCCCAAGAGAACGGGUGCAGCCCAGACUUGCCCGCAGUGUUCGUUGAGGACAUGACCGAGGAACCUGAGGCUAUGAGCCCCAUGGACGACUGCCGACCCAUUAUGGCGCAUACGGCUCGCCCUCCAGUCGAGCUGAUGCACGAUGCAUAA
Molecule: messenger RNA, 759 nt
Organism: Pochonia chlamydosporia 170
Lineage: Eukaryota; Fungi; Ascomycota; Sordariomycetes; Hypocreales; Clavicipitaceae
Product: calcipressin
Exons: 1
Coding region: 1-759 (252 amino acids)
Biological process (GO): calcium-mediated signaling
Cellular component (GO): nucleus; cytoplasm
Molecular function (GO): nucleic acid binding; calcium-dependent protein serine/threonine phosphatase regulator activity
Source: RefSeq, a predicted model, not a curated record